AUGGCAAAAAUUGGCUCUUGCAUCUGUGAAGCAGCCGGUGUGAAUGGACGUGUCCAAGCCAGUAAUCUUGGGCGUAGUAGUCUAGCUAGAUCUGCCGGCUGGCGAUGUGCCAAACUUGACCCGGAAGGUUUACACAGAAAGGGAAUCGAAAGUGCCCGUGUCGCGAUUGACAAAGCAAGGCCUUCGCGGCCGGAAUUGAAGUUACACAUGGGUAACGUGGGAUUAUACACAAGGUCGGUGGUUCCCUACUGUGCCCGGGCGAGAAUCGUCGACGGCAUGAUAUCUAGUGACGGAGAGUCGGUCCAGAGGGAACUCAGAAGCGACACAGACUCCAGAAGACAGGAGCUCCCAAAGAGAGUUCAGAGCAUCGGCUCCAGGGAACUGGAAAGAGAAGCCAAUGAUAGCAACGUCAUGGCUUGUGUCAUUGCUAUUGAGAGUUUCUUGAGAACGGCAGCCAGGCGAAGAAUAGCUGUUACUUUCCAGCGGGGUCAAGGGAUCUUUGUUCCCAUGACUGUAUCGAGCACGUUUUCAAGAUUUAUUAGGAACAAGCUGUCAGGAUAG
Coccidioides immitis RS is the source of this 561-nucleotide messenger RNA. RefSeq lists its product as uncharacterized. The transcript is spliced from 3 exons. Bases 1 to 561 code for a protein of 186 amino acids. The record is from RefSeq and is a predicted model, not a curated record. NCBI's taxonomy places the organism in Eukaryota, Fungi, Ascomycota, Eurotiomycetes, Onygenales, Onygenaceae.